Messenger RNA from Peromyscus leucopus (white-footed mouse), 2112 nucleotides. Its product is annotated as solute carrier family 22 member 22-like. The record is from RefSeq and is a predicted model, not a curated record. The transcript has 11 exons. The coding region runs from base 210 to 1871 and encodes 553 amino acids. Gene Ontology annotation, molecular function: transmembrane transporter activity. Gene Ontology annotation, biological process: transmembrane transport. Lineage: Eukaryota; Metazoa; Chordata; Mammalia; Rodentia; Cricetidae.
CAGAAAAACAUAAGCAACCCCAUGCACUAAAGUCCACUUCAGUCACUUAGUUCCAAUGGACAUGUCUAUUAACCAGAGGUAACUUAAUAACUUUGCCAUACUUGGACUACAUAACCUCUCUCUUUGGUGCAGACACACAUUCUUUCUCUAAGGGUGAUUUGGCUGUGUGCAACACAAAGUUUAUAUAGCCAACUUUUACAGGAAUAGCCAUGGCCUUUGAUGAAAUUCUACGUCAUGUAGGUGACAGUGGAAGAUUUCAGCUUGCGAGGACUGUCCUUUAUAUCAUCUUAACUUUGCUGUCGUCCUGUCAUGACAUCAUGGAGAACUUUACAGCUGCCAUCCCUGAUCAUCACUGCAGUGUAAACGUUCUUGACAAUCCAAGAUCUGAAAUUAAUAUCACCAUAAACUUAACUACUGAAGCUCUGCUGAAGGUCUCCAUCCCAAUGGGCCCCAAUCAGAAACCUGAGCAAUGCCGACGCUUCCGGCAUACCCAGUGGCAAUUCUUAGAUUCCAAUGUAUCAGUUUUUAACAACACCAAGCUGGAGACUGAGCCAUGCCUGGAUGGAUGGACAUAUGACCACAGUGUUUUUACUUCUACCAUUGUUACUGAGUGGGAUUUAGUAUGUGAUUUCCAAUCAUUCAAAUACUAUGCACAAGCCACCACUAUGGCAGGGUAUUUGGUGGCUAGUCUUGUGUGUGGUUUUUUUUCUGACAGGUUUGGAAGGAAACCAUUGUUGGUGUGUUCUUGCUUAGCCUAUGGGAUUUUGGGGUCCUGCUGUGCCUUUGCCCCCAAUUUCUCUUUUUACUGUGUUCUGAGAUUCCUGCUGUCUGCAUCCAUAAGUAAUAUUGUAAUCAACUGUCCUAUCCUUGUUUUUGAAGAAACCUCACCAAAGUGGUACAGCAGAAUGAUAAUACUCAAUGGACUAUCCCUCAGUAUUGGCCAGGCCGGGUUUGGGGGACUAGCUUAUGUGCUUUCAGACUGGCACAUACUGCAACUUGUUCUUGCCUUGCCCUACUUCAUUUUUUUCAUUGUUUUCUGCUGGGGCCCAGAAUCAGUCCGGUGGCUAAUAAGCACUGGAAAAACAGAACAAGCAAUAAAGACACUGCAGAGAAUUGCCUUCAUCAAUGGGAAGAAAGACAUUGCAUAUAAUCUAACUACUGAGGCUUUGCAAUCUAAACUUAAGGAAGAUGGGAAUUCAACCAGCAAACAUUUCAGAAUAAAGGACUUGAUUAUUAAUCCCAUGAUGCGUAAAAUAGUGCUUUGUUUUUCCUGUGUAAUUUUUACAGCAAUGUUCGGCGCUUUUGGCAUCUUGUUGGAUAUUAAAAAAAUGGGAAAUAAUAUCUUCCUGAACCAGAUUCUCCUAGGAGUGGUAGACAUACCCAUCAAAUUACUCACAUAUUUUAUAAUGAGAAAUGUUAGCCGUCGUCCUUCAAUUGCCUUUUCACUCCUUACAAUUGGGAGUUGUACUACCAUCACCAUAUUUCUAGCUGAAGAGAUGCAUGUCCUACGCCUUAUGCUUUUCCUUUUGGUAAAAGGAUCUUUUGCAGCUUUCGGCUGCAUAAGCAUUGCCUAUACCCAGGAACUCACACCAACAGUACUCAGGUCAACUGUAGGUGGUGUUUAUUACACUGCUUCCCGAAUAGGAGCAUUGGUAUCUGCACUAGUACUUGUUACUAGAAAGUAUUUUGUACACCUUCCUAUGAUUCUCUGUGGGACCAUACCCAUAGUGGCAUCAAUCAACAUGUACUUUCUGCCAGAGACUUUUAAUCUUCCACUUUCUGACACUAUCAAGGAUUUGGAGAAAAGAUUGAUGAACAAAAACAUCAAUGAAAAAGAAGGGGAAGACUUCUUGGAAACUACAGAAUGCUAAAGAAGCCAAAAUCCAUAGGGUUUCCACAAAUACAAACCCUCUUUGUCCUGUUCUGUACUGUAGAGACUUCACCCAUUGAAGGACAUUCACAAAUACACUUAUUAAAUGAACCUAUUGCAAAAGCAAAUCUCCACAUAGAUGAAAAUCCUAAGGAUUUAUUAUUUAAUAAACCAGGAGUACAGGUUCCUUUCAUAAAAAAUUAAACAAAUCUGUGCAAUAAAUACUUUGUUGUAGUAUUAAA